AUGGCACCCCCUAUCCCAUCUACAAUUGAGAGAAGAGGGAGGAGGAAGCAACAAGAGCCAGGGAGGUUCCUGGGAGUGAGGAGAAGGCCAUGGGGGAGGUAUGCAGCUGAGAUAAGAGACCCCACCACCAAAGAGAGGCAUUGGCUUGGGACCUUUGACACUGCCCAAGAAGCAGCUUUGGCUUAUGAUAGAGCUGCUCUCUCCAUGAAAGGCACCCAAGCUAGAACCAACUUCAUGUACACCUCCAUUGAUCAUCACCACCUCCACCACCACAACCCCUUCCCCUCACUCCACAUUCCCUUCCUCUCCCCUCACUUGCUCCACAACAAAACCUUCACCAUUGCACCACCACCACCACCACCACCACCACAACCAUGUCAUCACCACAACCACCAACUCAUUUUUAGCCCACAACCCAUGCAGCCCACCAGUGAGAGCACACCACCACACAACUCACCAUCACCUGUCCCUGAUGAUCAGCUGAGCUCCUCACUGGAAACUGAGGUGGACUACUUCAUGUUCUCUGAUGAUUCCAGGUCUCAUGGCUACUUAAGCAGCAUACUCCCUGAGAGCAUCUUCAAGUCCUCUGAUGAUGAUCAUCACCAGAAGCACCUCCCCACUUCUUCAGCUGAGGAGAAAACCUGCAGUUCCUAUGAUCAUCUUGAGUUUAACACCCAAAACACCCUUUCUGAUCAUAACAGUGGGUUUUGGGGGGAUCAUGAGCCCUUGUGGGAGUUAAGUAGUAUACCUCAUGGGCUCUCUAAAACAAGCAUUGGUGAUCACUUUAGCAUGGGGGAGAUUAAUGGGUCUCUGUCAUUUCCUCCUCAGGGUUUGGAUCAAGCAUACUCCCCAUCAGAUUGCGUAAUAAGUGAUGCUUUUGAUUUUGGGUACUCACUUUUUGAGAACUCACUGCCAUGA
Messenger RNA from Ananas comosus (pineapple), 918 nucleotides. RefSeq names its product ethylene-responsive transcription factor ERF086-like. Gene Ontology annotation, biological process: regulation of DNA-templated transcription. The transcript is spliced from 2 exons. The record is from RefSeq and is a predicted model, not a curated record. Lineage: Eukaryota; Viridiplantae; Streptophyta; Magnoliopsida; Poales; Bromeliaceae. Gene Ontology annotation, molecular function: DNA binding; DNA-binding transcription factor activity. Bases 1 to 918 code for a protein of 305 amino acids.